Messenger RNA from Penicillium soppii, 1761 nucleotides. RefSeq lists its product as uncharacterized. Lineage: Eukaryota; Fungi; Ascomycota; Eurotiomycetes; Eurotiales; Aspergillaceae. The coding region runs from base 1 to 1761 and encodes 586 amino acids. Gene Ontology annotation, biological process: siderophore biosynthetic process. The record is from RefSeq and is a predicted model, not a curated record. The transcript is spliced from 5 exons.
AUGACUGCCACUUCCAGGAAAAACCGCGCUGGUUUCGAGACGACUAGCCGCCUGCUGGCUCAAGUUGUGAACGAGGGGCUGGCAGCCGCGACGGUAAAAACUUCAGGGAACAUGCACCAGGAAUAUCUCAUCUUGACUCGCCAUCAAGAGAGCUUCGAGAACCCUGAACGCUGGGUCAAGGUUGGGCUGCUGCCGGAUACCCACUAUGAGCUCAGAGACGGCCAAGUGAUCUCUCUCGUACGACCGGGAAACAUGAAACCGUUGAUAAGUAUCGGAACGUUUUCUAUGGAAACCGAAGUGCUGGAACCGGAGGUAAUCUUCGAGCACAUGCGUCCCUGGCUCUUGAAUGUGGCAGAUGAAUCUCUGCUCCAGGAGAUUGGGAGAGAGCUGAAAAAUUCCAGUGAUAACCAAGAGAAAUGGCUCGAAAUUAGUGAGUGCAUGGAAAGAGCCAACUUCGAUUCGUCCUCGAUAGAAUGGGAGAGAGCCAUGGUCUUUGGCCAUCCCAGUCAUCCGUAUCACCGCCUCUGUUACGCACAGGUUCCAUUAAAACCUCACAGUCCCAACGAUCUCCCUGGGAUGUUGACACCAUCUAUCGCCUUUGUAUCCGUUCUUCGCAUCGACAUGCAUCCCUCUGGUCUAUUCGAAGAGACCCUGGCCCCUCUUCUUAGGACAUUAGACAUACCUAACCUGAGUGAUGAUCGAUUGGUUGUUCCCUGUCUCGUUCAACAACUCCCGGCCAUUCAAACAUACUUUCCCAGCGCCGUGGUAGUCAAAACCAUUGAGGAAUGCGCAGACGCGCAGACAUCCAUGCGUACCUUGACUAUCCGACCGGAGCUAGGGUUCCCGUACCACCUCAAGCUCUCGUUGGCUUGUAAUAUCACCUCUGCACUACGGACAAUUACCCCAUGGAGUACGAUGGGCGGUCCAGUGUUCAGCGAACUACUCGAGCGAUUCCUUCCUCCAGACAUGUGGGUAUUCCGAGAGAUUGGCUCCAUCACAGGCAAUCAGCCGGAUUUUAAUCAAGCCAAGCACCUUUCCUGUAUUCUCCGUGAUGAUCUAGAAAGAAAAGCCCAAGCAAAUGAUGAAACACUGGUCCUGGCUGCUGUAUUGGCACAACAUCCCCCAGAAAUUAAUACUUCUUACGCUGAGAUCUUGUAUAAUUUGGAAAAUCUCCAGAAAAAGAAGAAUUGGUUCCGAAAGUAUACCGCAUGCUUGUUCAAACUUACAAUCCCACCCUUGCUAGACUAUGGAAUUGCCCUUGAAGCGCAUGGCCAAAACCUCGUUGUGCGUAUCUGUCGCCAAACUGGGGACAUCAAGGGAUUUGCAGUGCGUGAUUUUGGUGGGAUCCGAUUACACGUUCCGACACUCCAAGAAUAUGGGGUGGGACUGGACGCAAUUCCCUCGGGUAGCGCUGUUCUAACCAAUAGUUUACAUAAUGCGUGGUCCAAGGUGCAUCACUCCAUGUUACAAAAUCAUAUCGGGUUUUUAUUGAGUGCUUUGGGACUCGAACAGCAGGGAGGAUGGACGAUUGUGCGGGAGGAACUGGCAAAUGUUCUCAACCCCGAUGAAAACACACGGGGACGGAAACUCUACGAUUUCUUUGUGGCAGAUACCAUGCCCUUCAAGUGCUUCUUGAUGAUGCGAAUGGAGGGAAAGUACCGUGAUUAUGUGGAAAGAGAGCUGCCAAAUCUUAUGGCUAUGAAUUCUCCCCGCUGGAAGGACAUUCUUCAAACCUAUCAGCCACGAUUACAUCGUACAUAG